Molecule: messenger RNA, 2747 nt
Organism: Brassica napus (rape)
Lineage: Eukaryota; Viridiplantae; Streptophyta; Magnoliopsida; Brassicales; Brassicaceae
Exons: 1
Coding region: 850-1971 (373 amino acids)
Source: RefSeq, a predicted model, not a curated record
UUUUUUUCCAGCUUUUCGGUUGUCUAAGAGUUUAAUCUUUUGUGGGUAUUUUAGUGGUGGAUUUGAUCUUAGGUGAAGGUGGUUAAUAGUUUUAUUAUGUCUUUUGUGUUAUUUCCUUUAAUGGUUUUAGUUUCGCAAUGUAUGGGUCCGGUCCUGGGUGUUUCCGGCUCUUGGCUUAGAUGAUAUUAUGUAUAAGUUGGUUUUUGAACUCAUAUGUAUGGUGUUUUCAGUUGUUAAUGAUAAUUUUUAAUUGACAAAAUAGAGAGAAUGUUUUAUCUUUAUAUGUCCACCAUGGCCGUUAUAGAUGCAUUUAUCAAUUACAUUACAUGGUUAUUUUCUUCCCUAUCUGUUUUAGAGGAAUCCAUAUGUGCUGACUAAAAAUCAUCUUUGUACUUUCAUAGAUGCCACAUCAAACAACAUAUAAGUGUUCUUUGAUCAACUGCUAAGGCUGAAGUAGUGUUUCCUAAUAACAUAAUAGAUAUCUCAUCUACAAGGCUGCUGAAUAGAUGAUGUAGAAAGGCCGUUGAUAAAUUGGAGAGACUCCAAGUCUUAUAGAGUAGCAAUUGUACCACUUUGUUCCGUUUGUUUCCCAUAUGGGGUUAAUGUCGUUUGUUCCUUCGUGAGCCAAAGGCCCACUAUUAUUAAACCCCAUUAAUCAGCCCAUUAGUUGACCCAAUUACAACUUAGAAGCCACGUUCUAAGGUGGUUUUCUUGUUUUGACCUAUUGAUAAAAUAUUUCAAGAACGUGAAUUACGUAAUGCCAGAGGAUCAAACAUUGUAAAGUGUGAUAAACAAAAGAGAGAGAGAGAGAAGAGAAGGAAUCAAACAAAGGGGAAGAACAAAAAAGAAAUGGCGUAUAGGAGAAGACAAGGGAUCACAAGAGCUUCAACAUUCAACGACGAUAUCUACAAUCAAACACCUGAUCACGACCACGGCGAUCUCAAAGGUCACUCCAACGGCGGAUCCUCCUUCAGAUCUUCUCAAUCUUUCUCCUCUCAUUCCUCCCUUGCCGCUCAAGCAAUCCGCGCCUCCAAUUCCCACGACGAUGCAACGACUAGGAACGAGAGCCGCGGCUUCUGGGGUAUCCUCGCUCAGAAAGCCAAAUCAAUCCUCGAGGAGGACGAAGAAGAAGAGCAACAACACCAACAACAACAACGAAACGUUGUCGUUUCAGAGCCCUCGAAUAAUAAUAAUAACAAUAACCCUACGAUACGCAAAAGCAUAGAGAAGAUCACGACGACGAUGAAUCAUAUAGGAGACAGCUUCGAGAAAGGCCGUACGAUCGUAGAGUCUCAGAUCAGGAAGAAAGGAUCAGAUCUAAUGGAGAACGGUCCAUGGCAACCGUUAACGCAACCGAGCCCACACGAGUCUCAGCUCAAAGCUUCACGUGACGUGGCCAUGGCUACAGCAGCCAAAGCCAAGCUCCUCCUACGCGAAUUAAAAACGGUUAAAGCUGACCUAGCGUUCGCUAAACAAAGAUGUUCCCAGCUCGAGGAAGAAAACAAACGGUUAAGAGAUAACCGGGAAAAGGGUAACACCAAUCCAGCGGAUGAUGACCUAAUCAGGCUUCAGCUCGAGACGUUACUUGCGGAGAAAGCAAGACUAGCGCACGAGAACUCUAUCUACGCGAGAGAGAACAGGUUCUUGAGAGAGAUCGUUGAGUAUCAUCAGUUAACGAUGCAGGACGUUGUUUAUAUCGACGAAGGUAUCGAAGAAGUCGCUGAGGUGAAUCCUUCCAUCACUCGAACGCUCUCAAUGGCUUCGUUUUCGGGUGCUUCUGAGUUGCCUGUCUCUCCUUCUCCUUCGUCUCCGGGUUCGCCUUCUCGGCUUUCGGUUUCUACCGAUGUUUAUCCGGUUUUGGUUCAGCAGAGUUCGGCUAGUGAUGUUGUUGAGAGUCCUAAACCGGUUCGACCACCUUCUUUGGGAUAUGCGGAUGAUGGUAAGAGACCAUCGUCUCAGCUCUCUGUUUAGAUUCGAUGAGUUGAUUAUUCUUUAUUACCAUUUUGAUUUGUGUCUUGUGUUCGAAAUUCUUUUGUUUUUAUUAGCAGAAUUGUGUUCUUUUUAUUACCUUGGUUUCAUUUUGGUUCUGUUGUGUAAUAGUUUCUACUUGUUCUAAACAUUUUUGCCCAUGUAAAUCUUUCAUUUUGAUUAUUAUUUGUGUCUUGUUUUGAAAUGUUGUGUUGUUGUUCUUAUGAGUUUUGUGGUCUUUUUAAUAACUUGGUUUCAGCUUUGGUUCUAUUGUAAUGGUUUCUUCUUGACUGAUGAAUAGUUUUACCCUCUACGUUCGUGUAAAUCUUCAAGGGGAAUUUAUUGAUUUGAUUUUUUUUCAUUUUGGAAAUAUAGAAUUAAACAAAUGAUGAGGCAAGUGUAUAUGUUCGACAUUCACGGCGUAACAGAGUCUUUAGUACUAACAUGCAACCACGUCUGUGCAUAUUUUUAGAUCUGGAAAACAUAAUAGGUGUCAGAUUGGUCUAUUGUGAGUAUAUACAAUCAUACAACUCUAACGAAUGUCAAGUGAUUAGAAACUUAAAAAUUAUAUAUCAUUUAUUUUUAUUGAAUUGUUUUUUGGCAGCCUAUUUUUUAUUGAUAGGGUCAAUUAGCCAACUGAUCAUGUUAACAUUGUGUUUAAGCUGAUAGCUAUUAAACAACAUAAUAACAAAUUAAGCGAUUGUGUUUUCUUUGAACAAAUAAGUCUUUCUCAGAUGCACAACUCUAUGUAAUAUUUUACCAAAAAAAAAAGAAAAAAA